AUGUUUCGCAGUUACAGAACACUUUUCUCCAGAAGGGUGGCCAGAAAUGGUGUUUUAAAACGUUUGAGUGGAGUUCCCAAGAUUGAAGUCAGAUUGUUCACAAACUCGUCUUAUGCAUUGGGUAAAAAGAAGAAGUCUCGUAAAGGAGGCAAUAAAAAAGGUGAACAGCAACAAGAGGAAAAUGAACCAACGGAGGAGAUUGAUACUCGACAGAUUUUGAAACAGGCUGACAAUGAGUUUCAGAAAAGUAUUGAGGAGUAUGGUAAGAGGGCCACUCAAGUGAAGAUGGGUAAGGCCGACCCAGAUAUCUUCAACAGCUUGGAAAUUGCAUUAACAAAUAAACGUAGAGCCAACUUUCAACAGGUUGCGCAAACGACCAUGAAAGGAGGAAAAUUCCUUACAGUUACAGUCUUCGAUCCAAAUGACACCAAGAGUGUUAUUAGUGCGAUUCUCGGUACCAACUUGAACUUGAACCCUGAAGUUGAUUCGAAAAACUCUCAGCUAUUAAAGGUUUUGCUUCCAAAUUCCACCAAGGAAUUGAAAACUAAGCAGCUGAAAGAAUUGAAAGAAUUGACGGAUGACUUUAAAACCGCACAUAACAACAAAUUCUCAUUAGUUCAUCUCCGUGGGAAAUACAUGAAGCUGAUUAAAAACGUCGAAGGAUCCGAAGAUGUGGUCCGAAAAGUGGAAAACGACAUUGAAAAGUUGUACAAGAACUACGCUUCCAAGUUGAGCGAUGCAUAUAAGGCCUCGGAAAGGUCCCUUAGAUGA
Brettanomyces nanus is the source of this 771-nucleotide messenger RNA. RefSeq lists its product as uncharacterized. The transcript has a single exon. Gene Ontology annotation, molecular function: ribosomal large subunit binding. NCBI's taxonomy places the organism in Eukaryota, Fungi, Ascomycota, Pichiomycetes, Pichiales, Pichiaceae. Gene Ontology annotation, cellular component: mitochondrion. Gene Ontology annotation, biological process: translation. The record is from RefSeq and is a predicted model, not a curated record. The coding region runs from base 1 to 771 and encodes 256 amino acids.